Messenger RNA from Rhodofomes roseus, 897 nucleotides. RefSeq names its product terpenoid synthase. The transcript is spliced from 3 exons. NCBI's taxonomy places the organism in Eukaryota, Fungi, Basidiomycota, Agaricomycetes, Polyporales, Fomitopsidaceae. The record is from RefSeq and is a predicted model, not a curated record. The annotation marks the transcript as partial.
CCUCGUUUCAUCUGCGCGUCCUUCGAGCUCGGGACGAACCGACAUUGUCGCCCGGUCACCAUCGCUUCCAAGAAGUGGGCCGCGCAGUGCCCGUAUCUGGACCACGAAGAACGCCAAGCGGUCGCCGGUCUGCAGCCCGGCCUCCUCGCCUCGCUCUGCUAUCCGACAUGCGAUGUCGCGCAGCUGCAGUUCAUCGCACAAGUCCUGAUAGUCGUGGUACAUUGGCUGGACAAGCCAAAUGCGGCAGGAGACGAGAGAUUCAUCGACCAAGUCUGCGCAAAGCUCCCCCGGGAUCGGCAGAAGUCAUGGCAGCCACGAUUCCGGCGGCACCUCCAGGCCUUCCUUGGCGCCCGGGUACUCGUCCAGACGGACAACGAACGCGCUGUGGUCCCUGACUUGGAGUCGUAUAUCCCCCUCCGCCAGGAAUCCUCGUGCGCCAAGAUCCUCCUGGACAUGAUCGAGUAUGCCGUCGGACUACACGUCCCUGACGAGGUGUACGAAGACCCCAUCCUCAGACAACUGCGGAGGAACGCGUAUGAUGUUAUGGCGUGGUCCAUAGACAUCGCCUCGGUCGCGAGCAAGCAGGCGACGAACGACAAGCACAACCUCGUCCUCGUGCUCAUGGCCGAGCGGCGCCUGACCCUGCAGAGCGCCGUGCACGCCGCCGGCGCGCUCGUCAAGAAGACCGUCGGCGCCUUCCUCGAGAACGAACGGCUCCUGCUCGCGCAGCUGCCCUCGUUCGGGCCGUGCGUCGACACAGACGUGCGCCGCUACGUCCAGGGCAUGCGCGACUGCAUCGUCGGCCUCACACACUGGCUCUACGAGACGGACCGGUUCUUCAGCGACGCAGGGGACGACGUGCGGGACCUCGGCUGGGUCUUCCUCCCGUCGCGGUGA